AUGGCCGACCGAUCCCAAUCACUUCGGUGUUCGAUCUGCUCUCGCACAUUUUCCCGCGUCGAGCAUCUUCACCGUCAUGCACGGACUCAUACUGGCGAAAGACCUUUCAAGUGUGGAUGUGGUCUUUCAUUCGCCCGACGUGAUCUUCUCACGCGUCACCGACGUCUCAGACACCGCAACAGGCAAGAUAACCCCGUCUACCGAUUCAACAAGCGUCACAGUGGCCCGGAAAGCACCGACCCACCUCAAUUCCUAGCCGUGUCCAUGCCUCAGACUCCGUCAAGCUCGUUACCCAGUACCGCCAGGGUUGGAAACCCUCCCACGGACCUAAUUGGAGUGGAUCCUCUGCUUGAUCCAGUUCAGGAAUUCACGGAGUUUGUGGACACUAUGGGUCUCAGUUCAGAUUGGAACAUGUUCGCAGUACCACAGAUCGAGAACGAUCUGCAGCUGACACCAUUGACAAUGGAGGGAUUUCCUCUGCCUUCCAUGGAUACGAGCAGUCUAGGAUCUCGGCAGUCUGAAGCACAAUUGCUCAGUGCACCCCAGUUGCCAAUAUCCACGCCAUAUUCCCAAGACAAGGACGGAAUCCUUGGCGUAGGUGAAGAGGAGCCGAUGGCUUACAUUGACACGGCAGAACAGUGGAAUGUGACACCAUCCCAACAUGCACUCCUGCUCGAGAACAUCGAACAGUUCCGUGCGGUGCUUCCAGAAUUUGUGCUGCCCUCCCGUCAUGCUCUGACUAGGUUCAUCUCAGGAUAUUUUGAAGGUUUUCACAAUCAUCUGCCUUUUAUACAUCUGCCCACAUUCAAGGUCGUUGAAUGUGCCCCCGAAUUUAUAUUAUCGAUUGCUGCGGUUGGGGCCCAGUACAGGUUUGAGAGCCACGUUGGCUUGUCCCUGUUUGAUGCUGCGAAGGCUGUGUCCAUGGAACAAGCACGCCGCCGAACCCGCAAGUACUCCGAGGAAGUGGUUGGCUCGAGGCUAGCAAACCCCUUGCACCCGAGACCUUCAUACACCCUCAGUGAAAAGUCGAAGUGGGCCCGGUUGCAGACCGUUCGGGCCCUUUUGCUUCUGAUCGUCUUCGCGACCUGGGAUGAUGACCCUGAAUUGCUACGCGAAGCCAUCGGAUUCCAGACGGUUCUUGCGGGGUGCCUACGUGAGAGCACCUUCACCGAGCAUACAAAUAUCACUACUGUUGGGAACUGGCACGAAUGGGCGAGGAUUGAAGGAGACCGCCGGAUCAAGCUUGUGGUGUUUUGCUAUCUAACUCUGCAGGCUAUCGUGUACGACAUCCCGCCCACUAUUCUCAACGACGAAAUUCAAUUGCGGCUACCCUGCUCUUCCAUUCAAUGGAAUGCCAAAUCUGCCGGUGAAUGGUCUCGAGCCGGGCGUUCGGCCGAAGACUGCCAGCCACUGUUCCAAGACGCCUUAGCAUCUUUGUUAAGGAAACCAUGCGAAAUUCCCGCCUCGCAAACGUACUUCGCGUCGCCACUGGGAAACUUCGUUCUCAUCCACGCGCUUCUGCAACGAUUGUUCAUGGUUCAGCAGUUGGCUGGAGCGGCACCUUCCGCUUGUAUCGAUGGUCUCCGGAGUCAGUUGGAAUGUGCUCUUCAUCGGUGGAAGCUUGGCUGGCAGCGCGCUCCUGAAUCCAGCUUGGACCCCCACAACCCGAGUGGCCCCAUUCCCUUCACGUCGACAGGCUUUCUGGCCCUAGCCUACGCCCGCUUGGUCUGCAAUCUUGGUCCAUAUCGAGCGCUGAGCUCCCGUGAUCCAACUCGUAUUGCGGUGGCUCUCACCCAGCUCCCGCCCGUGGAUCGUAAUCUCCGCCUUAUCCCGGCACUCCUUCAUUCAGCCCAUGCACUCAGCAUACCGGUCAAGCUGGGAGUCGACUUUGUGGCCAAAAGUCAGCAUUUCUUCUGGAGUGUUCAACAAUGUGUUUGCAGUCUGGAAUGUGCUGUGUUCCUCAGUCGGUGGCUAUAUCAGCUUGGAUAUUCCAAGGACCGUUAUCCAUUAUGUGAAGGUGAACAACGUCUUUUGUUGUGGACUAGUGAAAUUGUGUCUGAGACGUCCAUACACCCCAUGCGAGCCCGCACAGCAGCUGGCCCCUCUAACCCAGGCGGAGAGCUCGACCCUUUUCGGCUGGGACUAUACGUUGUUCAAAUCUGGGCGAGAAUCUUCAAGGGUAAUACGAGCUGGCGGUUAGUAAACAUCCUCGGGGAAAGCCUGGACAUUCUGGUGUCGAUGAUGGAAAAUGGUUCAAUAUGGACCGAAGUGUCAGGCACUGAUUCUGGAGAUGACGGUUCCGUGGAACCGGAUCAAUGA
Messenger RNA from Aspergillus caelatus, 2319 nucleotides. Its product is annotated as transcription factor domain-containing protein. Gene Ontology annotation, cellular component: chromatin. Gene Ontology annotation, biological process: DNA-templated transcription; regulation of transcription by RNA polymerase II. The coding region runs from base 1 to 2319 and encodes 772 amino acids. The record is from RefSeq and is a predicted model, not a curated record. Gene Ontology annotation, molecular function: zinc ion binding; DNA-binding transcription factor activity, RNA polymerase II-specific; RNA polymerase II cis-regulatory region sequence-specific DNA binding. Lineage: Eukaryota; Fungi; Ascomycota; Eurotiomycetes; Eurotiales; Aspergillaceae. The transcript is spliced from 6 exons.